AUGAUGCGUCAACUACCUACCCUCUUGGCGUGCUUCGCGGCUCUCUUCUGCCUUGCAGCCGCUCAGACCUGCCAACUGUCCGUGCCGCAGCUCACUCGCCCUGGAGGCUCGUGGACCGAGGGCGACUUCCGGUUCCAGAUCUACGACCUCCCCAUCGUCAACGAGGGUUCUCGCCCCGUCACCGCGGCCGUCGUCAGCAUCAACCUGGCCUCGAGCCAGGACCAAAUGAUCACCCAGUUCUGGAACCUCCAGCGGCAGAGCUCCACCUCGAACCUCUGGAACGUGGUCAACCCGGGAGGCAACAUCGAAGUGGGCUCCACGCUCAACUCCGGUUUUGUCGUCCGCUCGCCGAUCUCGGCCGGGCCUCAGGUGGCUCCGGUGACCACUCUGGUGUCGGUUAGCUGUGAUCCGAUCGUGUCGACCCCGAGGCCGUCGGUGCCGCCGGGCACUGGGUGCAGCGCUGUGGUCGCCAGCAUCGUGCCCAGGUCGGCCGCGGCCGGUGGCAACUGGAGCUCAGGACCCAACCAGUUCUUCCAGAUCUUUGACAUUCUCAUCACCAACAACGGCGAGCGACCGGUCAACGGCGGUGUGAUCACCUUCGGCCUGCCGGUGGCCGGUUCGAGCAUCAGCCAGUCGUGGGAGCUCAACAGACAGGGCAACAGCAACGUCUUCAACGUGGCAUUCAACUACGGCCCUCUCCAGGUGGGCGCCAGCCAGGGCGCCGGAAUAGUGGUGCAGACUUCGUCCCCUUCGCAGGCGGUACCGUCGGCCCAGCUGUCCAACAUCACCUGCGCAUAA
Molecule: messenger RNA, 798 nt
Organism: Acanthamoeba castellanii str. Neff
Lineage: Eukaryota; Discosea; Longamoebia; Acanthamoebidae
Exons: 1
Coding region: 1-798 (265 amino acids)
Molecular function (GO): polysaccharide binding; hydrolase activity, hydrolyzing O-glycosyl compounds
Source: RefSeq, a predicted model, not a curated record